Molecule: messenger RNA, 651 nt
Organism: Entrophospora sp. SA101
Lineage: Eukaryota; Fungi; Glomeromycota; Glomeromycetes; Entrophosporales; Entrophosporaceae
Source: the annotation of a GenBank genome assembly
AUGAACAAAGAGAUACUUGUGAUUGAAAAAGCAAAAAAAACUUAUGUAGAAGAUCGUAGAAAAUUCAAAACAGAUAAAACAAAAUUAGGCAUUUUACUACAUGACCAAAUUACUUCCAUUUAUAAAGAGUUAUCACAAGAAGAAAAAGGUGAUAAUAUUGAUAAGUUGAAAUCAUUUGGCAUACAAACCUCAGCAACAAUUCAAGGCAUAGGAAAUUUAUCUGGUUUGUUAUUGUUACUAAUUCAAUUAAGGUCAAUUAUAUUUCAAAAUUGUAAUAUAAUGAAUGGAAUAUUUGGUAACUUAUCCAAUGAUGAUGAUCGAAGUACACCACCAUUACAAAAGAAGUGGUUGGUUGAAAUAGAAAGAAUAGAAAUUGAUUGUAAUUAUGAUGAUAUUAUAACAUUAGGAAUAGAUACUCAAAUUCUUAUUAAUUGGCCAAAACCAAAAAUUGCAGUAUUACCAAAUUCAUUAGCAUUAUCAGUCAUUAAAUUUGAAGCAAUGGGCUAUAGGUAUAUAAAGAACAACAAUAAUAAUAGCUAUGCUGAUGAAGAAAUCAAUAAUAUAUAUAAUAGUAUAAAAGCAGUGAAUAAUAACCUAACUAAACAUGAAUUACUAAUUGAUAAUAAAAUCUUAUCUACUAAUGAACAGUAG